Molecule: messenger RNA, 882 nt
Organism: Symbiodinium sp. CCMP2456
Lineage: Eukaryota; Dinophyceae; Suessiales; Symbiodiniaceae
Source: the annotation of a GenBank genome assembly
GAUGCCAUUCGAGUCUACUUGUACCAGUCAGUCUUACGUGCAGGCUUCUUCAAAAACAAGGAGCACAGCUACAUCUUGGCAGUCGUCCGGGUUCUUGAAGACAAGGCCUUCCUUCCUGGUGAUUAUGUGGUUCGCGUCGGCGAGGUCGCUGAUGAGAUGUACUUCAUCAGCAAGGGAGAAGUCUCUGUUCUGGUUGCACAAGGAAAGUCCAAGGAUGUCGAGGAUGCGAUUCAGCUACCCAUGAGGAAGGGGGAAGGAGACUACUUUGGUGAAGUCGCCCUCAUCAAGGGAAGUCUGCGGACAGCUUGGAUCAAGGCAGAGACCUACGUCGUGGCGUCCUGCUUGAGGCGAUCCAGCAUCGAACAGAUCUGGAAGUAUUUCCCACAGGAGCGCGAGUCUCUUCAACGGCAAGUGCUGCAAACUGUCAUGCGCGAUGCCGCGAGACAGGCAACCAGCAUUCGCGAGAGCAUAGGAGGAUCUGCCGCUUCUCAAGAGCGAAACCUCGCUCCGUCUACAGGACUGGGCGCUGCACCUUCUACUGCGGCAGAUGAUGCCCAGGCUGCAGGGCCACGUGAUGCCUCAAGCCUGGCCCGUAUCGAGAGACUUUGCGAGUCUCUCCAAGCCACGCAAGCGCAAGUACUCAGCCGACUGGAGGAUCUGGAGCUGCAAUUUGAAAGCAAACUGGACCUCAAGGCAGCGAAGAAGCCAAAGCCGUUGGAGGGAGAGCCAGAAGCAGAGGCUCCAGCCCCCCGAAAGUCAAAAGCAGCCGCGAAGAAGAAGACCAGACCCGACCAGCCAGCUGCUCCUACCGAUCUUCCAGGACAUCGUCAAGGGGGAGCGGCGGCUGCCAGCGAAAUUGGAAGGUCGCUUCUGGAGCACUAG